UCUUAACCACUGGUGAGAUCCUUCCCUAGCCCAGCCCCAAGUGAUUGCUUUACUUCUACUAAGGCAGAUGCUGCUUUCCUGAUUGCAGAAAUCAAACUGGAGACACACAGUAUUACUCAGCAUCCCAUCGUCUCAGACAUAUAAGUGGAUCUUCCCAUUUAUCCAGAUGCUUCUAUGCACAUUCUGCAUCCCCAUAUGGCAUUUACUCUGCUGAUCCCAUCAGCCAUCAUUUGCCCUGCUCCUCUCCAGGUGGCAAUUACUGUCAGCUUGUGAAUAUCAAGCAGGGUCUGCCUGCCCUUUUCCAUGUUGCUUUCUAUCCUUUUGUGGCAUGAUGGCCACCAUCUUGGUUGUGAGAUGGCGUUAGCUAUAAAGAAAUUCAUCAAAACAACCUAUAUUAUCUAUUUGGAGCUGAAGAAGGUUCCCACCAGAGAACCAGAGAUCAUCUUCUUAAAUGAAAAUAUACAGCUGCGCUUGGGGAAUGAGGCAAACACUGUGAACCAACAGCAGCAGGCAACUUUUGAAACAUCUCAGCGCAUUGCUCAUGGGAAGGAGAGACGCUGUGUGCUGAAAAGGAAAAUCAGACGCAAAGUGGUGGAGGAGAAGGUUCUAACUGGUGAACUAGAGCCUGAGCCCCGUAUUAUAAUGGAGGAGGCAGAAAGCAUCACCCUGCAGCAGGAGGAGGAAAAAGAAAAUAUCAGGGCAGAAGGGGAAAGCGCAAAGACAUAUCGUGGUUUUAAUACAGAUAUCUCCCCACAGCAGGAAGAGAAGAGCGACUGUGAGAUCUAUGAGGAAUCUGGUCCCCUGGCUACAGUUACCAGCCAGAUCCUUGUAGCUGUGGCUGGUCUGAGAGACACAGUGAAAACCAAUGCUUGGGCAGCUGCAGUAAUGUUGACCUCAGUCCUGAAAGAGCAGAGGCACAAUAUUAAGGAAAAGGUGCCAGAGAUCAUGGAUAUUAUUUAUUUCCACCUGCAGGCUAUCGAGGAGGCCAGUGCCAGACAGGCAGCUAUGGGUGCUGUGUGUUUACUAGCUGAAAAGCACACAAGAGAAGUAGUUUCAGCUCUACUGAGACUCUCGCUCCCAUGUGACAGCCAUGUCAGUCAGAUCUGGGAGGCCCUAGGCAGAGCCAAAAAAAGUGUCAGCCUCCGGGUGAAUGCUGAGCUCCUGGAGAUGCUAAAAAGAAGACCAUGCCUCAAGAAGAGUGAAACCUCUGAGUCAAGAAAUAGCUUUGAGGAUAAUGCCUCUCUUUUGCCUCUAGCUGCAACAAGGGCCCUGUGCAUAAUAUUCAGUAAUAAAGAAUGCACAGUGCCUAUGGAUGCCUUUUAUGUAUCUGUGUUAAUCUUCCUGAUCAUUCAGCUGCAUUACCUGGUGAGCCUCCCAAAGGUUGUGUGUGGCUGGGAGGACAGGUUCCAAACAUCCAGUUUUGUGAGCUGUGCAGUGGAGGCUCUGAAAGCUGUGAUUAAAAGAGAAAAAUCCUAUUUGAUGCAAUCUGUGAGUCUGGCAGGAGGCUGGGACCUUUUAUCCAUGCCAGAGACUUACCUGGAAGGAGUUCUCCUUCUUGCUAGAGCCAUUGUAAAACACUACCGGAGCCUGGAUUUUGCUGUGUUUACCAAGGUGUCCCCUCUCCUGCACCACGGGGAUGACAAACAGAAGCUGACUGCAAUGGCCUUGUUCACUGGGCUUCUCUCUACUGAGUCCACAUAUGUGACACUAAAAAAGCAAUAUAUUCUGGGCCACCUGAAGAACUGGCACAUUGACCCAAGUCCUACUGUCCGUUGGCUUGGUCUUCUUGGACUUGGAAAUGUUGCACUUCAUCUGCAGAAGCAGAAAGAAGUCAAAGCUCUGCUUAGUGAUAUCCUGGAGACUUUUAAUGACCCUGAGGAGAAGGUAAUUCUGAUGGCUUUUGAAGCGGCUACCAAAAUUGUCACCCGCCACAAGCACAAGGGCCAUCUUGGCACAGAAUUUGUGAAAACUGCCAGACAGCUUCACCCAUUCCUGGCUGAUGAGAGGCAAAAAAUAUGCUGUGCUGCAACUGAGCUUUUUGGGGAUCUGCUCAGGGCCCUGAAUAGGAAAGAUAAAUCCCUCAUGCAGGAGCAGGUCCUCAGCAGUAUGGUCCCACUGCUGCUGAAUCUGCAGCAACAGCAUCCUGAUGUGAUCAAGAGCUGUACAGACACCUUACAGGAGUGUAAAGUCUUCUUGGGAUGGACCUUAAAUGACAACCAGGAGUCCUGGGACACUCUCUGUGAGCAUCUUAUUGAGCAAUACCCAGGAAGACUAUGGAGCUUCUUACACCAGGCCCAAGAGUAUCUCAGAAGCCCAUGGACUUCUUCAGGAAGAGCUGCCGGCAUAUUCAUAGACGUCAUAAUCCAGCAUAUGGAAUACAGCCUAGUGAAAAAGGAAGCCAUGGAUUUAUUGCAGUGUGAAUCAGAACUAUCAAUCCAGACAGUUGCCAGUAUCGGCACUGAGGAGGUGGAGCAAGUAUGCAGGCCUUACCCACCACCAUGUGCCAUGGCCUGCUGCUUCCUGUGUUCUUGUGGAUUUGCUGUUUGAUUCUGAGGCCUCUGUCCACACCAUGAUCACCAUCCACCUCAAGAUAGAUCAGGAAUCAAUAACGUGUGCAAUUCUCAGUGAAAAUUAUCUUCUCCAUCUUCCUAGAACUUUAUUUUAUAAUAGUAACAUCC
Messenger RNA from Mauremys mutica (yellowpond turtle), 2678 nucleotides. Its product is annotated as maestro heat-like repeat-containing protein family member 6. NCBI's taxonomy places the organism in Eukaryota, Metazoa, Chordata, Testudines, Geoemydidae. The coding region runs from base 304 to 2547 and encodes 747 amino acids. The transcript is spliced from 16 exons. The record is from RefSeq and is a predicted model, not a curated record. Gene Ontology annotation, cellular component: cytoplasm.